Molecule: messenger RNA, 1412 nt
Organism: Odontomachus brunneus
Lineage: Eukaryota; Metazoa; Arthropoda; Insecta; Hymenoptera; Formicidae
Exons: 4
Coding region: 148-927 (259 amino acids)
Source: RefSeq, a predicted model, not a curated record
UAGUAGAUGCGUACUUCAGUCCACUUGAUCGACGAUCACGGAGCAGUCGACAACGAACUUAUUCCUUCCGUGCUGUUCAUCGAGAAUCGUCAUUUGUCGCGUAGUAUUUAGUACACUGUGAGAUAGAUACAGUACUAUACAAGAAAAAUGAGCGGACGAAAUCUUUUAAAAAUAACGGAGGCACUGAAACAAGUGGCGAAGAUGUCGACAGUCGUCAGGUCACCGGGUCCGCCGAGAAUUUGGGACGUGAUCGAGAAAACGGGCAAAGACGGACGACCGAUCAAGUUCACGAUCCAGGAGAUCCCUGAGGAUAGAAGCGAAGAAGCAGUUGACCAUAUGUGCACACAUUUUCUAGCGGAUGAACCGACAUGCGCGUGUUUCAACGCUAUAAAUACGCCUAUAUUCGUAGAAGAAUGUAGGACAUUAUGGCGUGGUCUAAUGGAACAACGCAUGGCUAUAGCCGCUUUCGUUGAUAAUCCCAAAGGAGGGAAACCUAUAAUAGCCGGUAUGAACGUGCUAUCCAUUGAGUUUAAGGAGAACGCAGAAAAGAAAUUACACUUCCAAUCAAAGUUCGGCAUUACGUACAAGGUCAUGUCGGAUCUAACUAAGCAACUUCAAUUGUACGAACGUUACGGAGUAGAAAAAUACAUGUUCGCCGUUGGACUUAGCGUAGCGCCCGCUUUUCGAGGAUACGGACUGGGCACAGACCUUCUAAAAACUAGAGAUAAAAUUGGACGCGAGUACAAUAUUCGGAUGACAUCUACUGCAUUUACCUCGCCGUUCUCUAAAAAAUCGGCGGAGCGUGCGGGAUUCGAGCUACUACUGUCAAGAGAUUACACCGAUUUAGUGGAUGAAAAUGGAAAGGAGUACUUCCCUGGUAUACAAAAAUUCUCCAACACUAUAGUGAUCAUGGCAAAAAGAAUAUAGUAAGGUGAGUCUCCCGCAUGCGCGAGACAAUAAUAACGAGAUGCUCAAUAAUAACUUUUCCUGAUCUAGAAUAAUUUUUACUGCAAGUACGAGCAGAAUAAUUUUUACUAUAAAGAAAUUCCAUAUAUUUUAUCUCAAUAAUGUCGUUAAAACAGUGAUCUCUCCCCCAAAAUUUUGUCAACGAUUGUUUUAUAAUUCAUAUAUAAACAUUCUUUCCUCGUUGAGUUGAGCAGUUCAUUUAAUCAUAUUAUAUGCUUGCUUUUUGAUUUAUUAAGAAAAAUAUAUUUUAUCCACAUAUGAUAGACGUUCAAACUGAAUUGAUGGUUAUACACGUAUCGUUAAUAUCGCUAAUCUAUAAUAGCAUUUAAAUAAAUUAUUUCAUUCUUGGAUAAUUUUAUGUAAAAUGCUAUACAAAAUACAGUGAAAUUAUGUAAAGUAGUGUUGUAAUAUCGAAAAUAAAAAAAAAGUUUCACGGCUUGAGAAAA